Messenger RNA from Cyclospora cayetanensis, 624 nucleotides. Its product is annotated as predicted GPI-anchored protein 58. Lineage: Eukaryota; Apicomplexa; Conoidasida; Eucoccidiorida; Eimeriidae. The record is from RefSeq and is a predicted model, not a curated record. The coding region runs from base 1 to 624 and encodes 207 amino acids. The transcript is spliced from 4 exons.
AUGGUUAAAAGCAGGAGAGCCGCAGUAGCGGCGGCGACAGGUGUAGCAGCAGAAACAGCAGCAAAAAAUGCAGAUGCGGGAAGCCCCCCCCUUUCGGCCGCAGUAAAGCCAGCAUACAUACCCCUUUCUACGCGCAGGCAGCAGGCUGCAAAGAAAUUACCGUCUGAACCCCGACAAGAGGCAUCGCUCGCCACAGGAUCAACGCCACAGUUUCAUGCAGCCGACCGCACGCCGCGUCCAGACAACCCCACCCCAGAGUCGAGGGAGAGAGAGUGGAGGCAAAGCUGCGCACAGCAGCCUCCCGAAGGCUCUGCUGCUGCCCGUGACAACGUUCCAGUGGAUGCGAGAGGGCGCUUACGAACGGUUGGCAGAGGCGGGAAAGAGCUGAGAGCGCCUCUUCCAAGAGCGCCAAGAUCCUCGAAAAAGCCUCCCCCUCAGACAGCACGCACAGCGCCUGCCCGGCGACCGUAUCAGGCGAGGGAGCGUGCUGCACUUGCUGCUGCCCUUGCUGCUCCUGCUGCAGUCGCUUCUUCUUCAGCAGCAGCAGCAACAGACAGACAACCCGCAGCUGCACCUGGAAGUGCAAGCGACACGGUUCCGCAACGAGGUCCAGCAAGCGCUUGA